AUGGCGUCCCCGCCAAACAGCAACGAUAAAAAACCACACAUCACGACCAUCUUAGCCACAGAAGCACACCAGUUUGAGCAAGCCCACGAAUUUUUGAGCAAUUUUUACCCUACAAUAAUACUGGAUUUGUGUUUCCCACCACUCGGUCACACCAUACUCGCCUAUGCCACUCCAAGUUCCUCCACGACCGUCCCAGCCACGGAAUCGGCUUCCGGUCCACAGACUCAACCCUUAGGUACAUUGGUAGGCUGUAUGUCAUUUGGGGAACUUGCAGAUAUGCCCUCUCGUACACCAAUGUGCGAAAUACGAUACGCCUUUACUAUUUCCAAACACGAUUACGGCAUUGCCUCUCACCUCGUCUCUUGUGUCAUUCAGACCGCAAGGGAUAUGGCAUUUGAUUGUGUUUUUGUGACUACAGUAGCUAGCAUGCGUCAUUCCGUAAAGCUAUAUGAAGAACUUGGCUUUCAGAUCAUUGAGGCUUACCGUGACACUACCAGCGAAGGAAAGACAUUUCUGAAAAUUUUACUAUGA
This is a messenger RNA of Sclerotinia borealis F-4128, 531 nucleotides long. The record is from the annotation of a GenBank genome assembly. Lineage: Eukaryota; Fungi; Ascomycota; Leotiomycetes; Helotiales; Sclerotiniaceae.